Messenger RNA from Cydia amplana, 518 nucleotides. RefSeq lists its product as uncharacterized. The record is from RefSeq and is a predicted model, not a curated record. Bases 145 to 468 code for a protein of 107 amino acids. Lineage: Eukaryota; Metazoa; Arthropoda; Insecta; Lepidoptera; Tortricidae. The transcript is spliced from 4 exons.
AUUUUAAGAGCACCUAUAGGCUCAUCGACACCCAAAGCGGAUAAGGUUCCAACUCCCAUACCCAUAUCACCACACACGUAUAUUAUAGAUUCUGAAAAAUCCAGAGCCAAUAGUCCCGCAAACACGGAACAUGAGAUAUCAGUGAUGACUGACUUGCCUUCAGAGAAUGAUGACCAGUAUGACAGACUGUCUCCUGGCGAGCAUAGAACUAUAGCUACAAGCACACCUACAUAUUCACCUCGUCAAGAAUACACACUCAGCGAAGGCGAAGUUCCCGUCAAUUCAGAACGCAGGACAUGCAAGUCCUUAGGAGAGGUCCGAGGAAACAACUACGCGAAAGAAGACACUUCUUUUGGCGAGCAAAGAUCUCCGACGCAGAAAAUGGAGGCGACGUUACAAGUGAUCUCUCAAGAGUUGGCUCGCUGUCGAUCGCUGCUGCAGACCCAAAGGCCACGGGAGGUGACGUAGAUAAAGAUAGAUUGUUGCCCAAAGUAGCUACAAUCAAAGGGUCAUUUUAG